This is a messenger RNA of Glarea lozoyensis ATCC 20868, 231 nucleotides long. RefSeq lists its product as uncharacterized. Lineage: Eukaryota; Fungi; Ascomycota; Leotiomycetes; Helotiales; Helotiaceae. Bases 1 to 231 code for a protein of 76 amino acids. The transcript has 2 exons. The record is from RefSeq and is a predicted model, not a curated record.
AUGCAGUCCCAACUCCCUCUCGCACUCCUCACCCUCGUCACCUUGAUCACCGCCGCGCCAGUCGCGCCAAUCGAGCGCUGUACCGCUGCUGAUACAGGGAAAUUGUGUAAAGCCGGAGCAAUCAAUGGGUUCUUUGUGAAUGGCUUUUGUACGGAUCUGCCGAUCAGACAGGACGCAUCGCAAUUUGCUUGUAUUCCCGGAGGGACUUUGUCUGGUACUGAGGCGUCUUGA